AUGGUCAAAUGUCAUGAUGAUAUAUGUUCUCAAAAACAGAGAACACCCAAAUCACCAAAUACUUGCAAGGGAAUUACGCAUGUCGGUCAACCUUGUAAAGUUUCUGUGGUGUCUGACACGUAUUGUCAUCAUCAUAAAGAACAAAGAACUGGGGAAAACAUAUAUGGUAUACCAAUGCAACGAAAAAAGAAUUCGUCUAAUGAUAAUGAUGGAAUAGAUGAACUAGAUUAUGAGAUGCGAUCUCUAUCGUUAAAUAAAAGCCCAUCAACACGAAAUGAUUCAAAAACAAAGAAUAAUGUAAUUGGCUCAACUUAUAUCACAAUAAACCACAAAAAUAAAAAUUAUCAGAUUUCGGGAGAGAAGGAAUCAAUAACUUCACAAACAAAGAAAAAAGUUCUUACAAGUACUAAAUGGGAGCAAACAGACACUCAUAAUAAAUUGCAAACACCACAGCGUGGAGAUGACAAUUUCGAGACAGCAAAUAAAGGAUUUCCGACUUUAACGUUAUCAUUUAAUGCAAGUCCGCUAGAAUCUUUAAUUGAAAAGCACAGUGCUAGACAACAAAUAACGUAUAAAGAAUUAUGCGAGGUAUUGGAAACACCUUAUCAAUCGCCAAUAAGGAAUGUUCCAGAUAUAAAAUCACCUAUGACGCCGACGACACCGACAAGAACAAGCAAGCGUUCGUCGUGUAUAAAUGAGUCAAAUGAAUCGAUAACUGAUAAUCAAAAUAUGACACAUACUGAUUUAACUAAUUAUGAUCGUAGCUCAUCACCCACUUCCUCGUUACAAAAUAAAACUGUCAAAUUAGUUAAUCAAAAAAUCCAAGCUUCGGAAGAGAUUGUUAACAUUGAGGAGGAGUUGGAAAAGACCAUAUACGUUCCUGGUAAGGCGAUAUUAAAAUGGAUUCGUUUUGGAGAGUGGAUAAAACAAGAUCUUUCCCCGGAAACAAGGCGUUCAUUAAAAUCCGAAAUGGAGAAGCCAAUAGCUGAUAAAGAUGAACCUGGACCCAAUUCCGAGGAGAUGGAUAAAUACACAUUCUAUAAAGUCGGUAGAACUUCGAAUGUACAUCGGAGGCUUUACCAAUGGGCCAAAAGAUGUGGAUACAAGCCCAAGUUAAUCGAAGAAUUCCCAUCUUCAAAGGAUAGUGAAGGGGGGGAAGGUUCACGCAUAAACGUUGAAAGAACAAAAUGCAAGUAUACGCAUAGAGCCGAAAGGCUCAUUCACAUUGAAUUGACCGCGCGAUUCAAAGCCGAUGUCGAAAAAUGCGAGUCCUGUGGGCGCUCACACAGGGAAUGGUUUAAAGCUUCAUCGGACGUAAACGAUGAAUUUGUGUUGCAUAGAUGGGAUGAUGUCCGAGAAGUAAUAACCCAUUGGAUAACCUUUGUUGAAAAGGUUUAUGGUACCGGAUAA
Funneliformis caledonium is the source of this 1410-nucleotide messenger RNA. The record is from the annotation of a GenBank genome assembly. Lineage: Eukaryota; Fungi; Glomeromycota; Glomeromycetes; Glomerales; Glomeraceae.